CAGUAAUGUCACACAACUAGGCUUUGGUUUAAUCUUUUUAAGGUUUUAAUUCUUUCAACGAAUUUUAAAACCUCAACUAAAAAUCUUCAUCUCUUUUCUUGAGAUCAGAGAGAACCCCAACAGCUAAAUCUCUCUCUCUCUCUCUGACUUCCACAAACAGGGCAACAUCAUUUUCUCAGGAUUGCUUCAAACCUGGGAAGUCUUUAAGGUUAUAGACCAAUAAGACAUAGAGAGAUCUGAGAGUACAAGAAGAAGAAUGGUUACUUUAUCAGUAUGGCCUUGGGAAAGCUAUGGCAAUCUUAAGUAUCUUCUAUACGCUCCUUUAGCAGCACAAGUAGCGUACUCAUGGACAUACGAACAAGACUACCCGAGGGCUCUCUGCUGUCUUCAUAUCCUCAUCAUCUGUGGAAUCAAAGGACUAGUUCAUGUCCUUUGGAGCGUUUACAACAACAUGCUUUGGGUGACCCGCACUCUAAGGAUUAACCCUAAUGGUGUCAACUUUAAACAGAUUGAUCACGAAUGGCACUGGGACAAUUAUAUAAUUCUGCAAGCAAUAAUAGCGAGCAUGAUCUGCUACAUGUCUCCUCCAUUGAUGUUGAUGAACAGUAUACCUCUCUGGAACACGAAAGGACUAAUCGCAUUAAUUGUGAUACAUGUGACUUUCUCAGAGCCUUUAUACUAUUAUCUUCAUAGAUAUUUACACCGUAACAACUACUUAUUCACACAUUACCACUUGUUCCACCACUCAUCUCCUGUUCCACACCCCAUGACUGCUGGAAAUGCGACGUUAUUGGAGAACCUUAUCCUCUGUGUAGUAGCUGGAGUUCCUUUGAUUGGUUCUUGCUUGUUAGGUGUUGGAUCAAUAAGCUUGAUCUACGGAUACGCUAUCAUGUUUGAUUUCCUAAGAUGUUUAGGACAUUGUAACGUUGAAAUCUUCUCUCACAAGCUAUUCAAGACUCUACCAAUCCUACGUUAUCUCAUCUACACUCCAACGUACCAUAGUCUGCAUCAUCAAGAAAUGGGGACCAACUUCUGUCUGUUUAUGCCUCUCUUUGAUGUUUUGGGCAACACACUUAACUCAAAAUCAUGGGAACUCCAAAAGAAGAUUCGUUUAGCUUCAGGGGAAAGGAAGAGAGUGCCGGAAUUUGUGUUCUUGGCUCAUGGGGUAGAUGUGAUGUCGGCAAUGCAUGCACCUUUUGUGUUCAGAUCAUUCGCUUCAAUGCCAUACACCACAAGACUCUUCUUGCUGCCCAUGUGGCCAUUCACCUUUAUGGUGAUGUUGGGCAUGUGGGUUUGGUCAAAGGCUUUUCUUUUCAGCUUCUAUGCCCUCAGAAACAAUCUUUGCCAGACUUGGGGAGUUCCCAGAUUUGGAUUCCAAUACUUUUUACCGUUUGCUACACAAGGAAUUAAUGAUCAGAUCGAGGCUGCGAUUCUGAGAGCUGAUAAGAUUGGUGUUAAAGUUAUAAGCUUGGCUGCUCUGAACAAGAACGAAGCUCUAAAUGGUGGUGGGACUUUGUUUGUCAACAAGCAUCCUGACCUUAGAGUUCGUGUGGUCCAUGGAAACACAUUAACCGCAGCAGUGAUUCUAAAUGAAAUUCCAAAAGAUGUGGAAGAGGUGUUCUUGACAGGAGCCACUUCUAAGCUGGGAAGAGCCAUCGCUCUUUACCUCUGUCGUCGUGGAGUGAGAGUUCUCAUGUUGACACUCUCGAUAGAGAGAUUCCAGAAGAUUCAGAAAGAAGCUCCUGCUGAGUUCCAAAACUACCUCGUACAAGUGACCAAAUACAACGCUGCUCAAAACUGCAAGACUUGGAUCGUUGGGAAGUGGUUAACGCCAAGGGAACAGAGCUGGGCUCCAGCGGGAACUCAUUUCCACCAGUUUGUAGUGCCACCAAUCCUCAAAUUUAGAAGGAACUGCACUUAUGGAGAUCUAGCAGCUAUGAGGCUCCCUAAAGAUGUUCAAGGACUCGGAACCUGCGAGUACACAAUGGAGAGAGGGGUGGUGCAUGCAUGCCAUGCAGGAGGAUUGGUUCAUAUGCUGGAGGGUUGGGAGCAUCAUGAGGUUGGAGCCAUUGACGUUGACCGUAUUGAUCUGGUGUGGGAAGCAGCCAUGAGACACGGCCUUAGCUCUGUGUCAUCACUCACUAAUUGAGUGUGAAGAGACCACCCUUUUGAUUGUUGUCUUUUACUCUCGCAAGAUUGGCCAUUCUUUGUACAGAUGAAGGAUGCAAGCAGGGAAACAAAAAGUAGAAUUUCACCUUUUUAUUAAAGAUGUAUUCCACUUUUUCGAUUUCCCUAAUAGUAUUUAUAUGUGCACCUAAUUUCCACGAAGCUUUAAUCAUCCAAGCUUUUUCA
Raphanus sativus (radish) is the source of this 2352-nucleotide messenger RNA. RefSeq names its product very-long-chain aldehyde decarbonylase CER3. Lineage: Eukaryota; Viridiplantae; Streptophyta; Magnoliopsida; Brassicales; Brassicaceae. Gene Ontology annotation, molecular function: oxidoreductase activity; iron ion binding. Gene Ontology annotation, biological process: lipid biosynthetic process. The coding region runs from base 257 to 2149 and encodes 630 amino acids. The transcript has 11 exons. The record is from RefSeq and is a predicted model, not a curated record.